AUGGCCCACCGCCAGGUUCAGGCUGCCGAGACGGCAACUGCCAACUCACCGAUCGCGUCACGAACGCGGAAGCGCGGCGUCGGCAACACGGGUACCAGUAACCACACAAAUCCUCAGACUACAGUGGCAACAUCAGCUCCCACAAGGGCGACCAAGCCCAAGGCAGCUGUCCCGGCGGCUCAGGCUUCUGUCAUGGCCACACCCGAAGCGACUCUUCCGACCCCAGGCAUGGUUCCAACUACGGCGGCCACGCCGGGAACCUUUCGACCCACUUUCGGACGUAGGUUCGCUCCUAGGGACGAGACAGAUACUCGAAGUGUCCGAAGCCUACCGAGUGCGGCGCCGGAUCAGUCUCAAAUUGAUGAAUAUGACAUGACCACAUCUCAAUACCAAGCCGGCACGCCAUCCGUGAUUGCCAGAGACGCCAGCAUGACUCCGUCUGAUGCUUUUGUUACUCCAGGAGGUGCUAAUGGUCAAAUGGGCGUGGCUCGAGCCCUAGAGAAGAACUUGCCCAAACUCGUGGAGGCAGCUAUCGAGCUACAUGAGCUUCUUUCAGACCCUGAGCGAAAUUCUCAGGAAACACAAGAAGAGGAUACCGUCUGGAUGGGAGAACUAAGCGUUGCUUAUACGAUUCUCAACGCUCUCAAGCGUCCAUACUGCUCUCAGGGUGUCCCGUACAUUCGCGAUGCCGAGGACCUUUGCGAGCGACUACAAUGCACAUAUGGACACGCCUCUUUUGAGACUGCCAAGACUGCAGCAUCCAUCGUCAACCUUUCUGAGCUCAUGUACGACUUCACUUUCCUACGGGACACUAUCGAAGAUCAUAAGUUCUUUCUUGGUCGGCUCGACAAAUAUUUUCCCACAGUUUUUAUCCCCAUACCACUCCUUGGACGAGGCGAGUGGGAGACGGCGACCCUUGCUCUUGUUGUCGAUAUCAGAACUCAGUUGGCCAUCUCCAGGUUACGGGAGCUUGAGAGCGGCCAGUCUGCAAUAGAAGUUCUAGGUGACGUGUUUCUCGAAUAUAUCGAUAAACAGGCCCAACUAAACGAGCAGCUGGCCCUCCCACAGAACUACCGAGGACUGCCUGGCUACAAUUCUGUGCAAUACCGCUUCAAGGAGCUGCCCGCAAUCAGCAAAGCACAAGAAAAUUUCUGUGAAAGGUACCACCAAAUCAAGGAGCUUAUAGGAGAGCAUGUGAAUAACGUGCCCGAGGUCAUCUCCAACAUUGAGGAGCACUUUGACUUUGUUGGCUUCCGCAGUGUGCUACAGACCUGGAUCUGCGGUGUGAUUACCGACUUGGUAGAAAUGCCUCUCAACCAGGGCCCGUUUGACCCCAACCUGGGCUCACCCGCAUCAGCCCGACUUCGCGAAUCUUUGCUUGGGCGGUCCCUUUAUAGCCCGGCAGCUAGCGCCGAUGCUGUACAAGCUUUUAUUCGCCUGGGUAUGGCAGGCCAGCACACUGCUAGCCCGAGUCCAGUAAACAAUAGCCGCGCCGCAAUAUCACGGGGUCAGAAACGUCCCCGUCCCACCGACGACGGCGAAAGUGAUGACGACUUCGAGCAGGACCAACGUAUCCCAGACAGCCAGUCGAUGCCACCACCUCCUCCUCCUCCUGUCCGUCGGCGCCGACGUACCAGUGGUUCGCGCGCCAAGCGAGUCCAGAUGGAGUCGCAAAUUCCUGUUGAUCCCAUACUGACCGCCGGCGACUCAGCCCAAUAUCCCGCACCGCCGGCAUCCAUUUCCGAUGGCGGUCAUGACGGCAACAGCGGCUCUGCCACUAGCUUGGACAACGCCAGCGAUGCGUUUGCUUCUCCAGCCCCAUCCUCGGUGUUGAACGUCGCUACCGCACCGAAUCUGUUGCAGAUGUCGCAGCAUGCCAGGGCCAUCUCGGCACUAGCUAGACAGCGAAACCCGAAGCCACCGCAGACGCGUGUGCCAUGGUCCAUACCGGACUGCCAGCGUCUCAUUGGCGCUGUGGGCGCCUAUGAUGCCAAGUGGAGCAAGAUCGCCGAGGCCAUCAGGAACGGCCAGGUGCCACUCGAACAUCCAAGAGACCAACAGGCAUUGAGAGAUAAGGCGAGACUAAUCAAGCAGGACAUGCUCAAAACCGACAGCAUCUUGCCUCCAGGCUUCGACCUCGUACUUUUUGGCAGGAAGGAGAACGAAGCCGUCAUAAACGUUGGCAAGAACCCCCAUCGCAAGGAGAGCGACAUAGACCCGGUCACCGGCCGCCCCAUCAACACGGAGUGGGUCGACCCCAACGCUCCCCCGCCGCCGCCGCUCGAGGAGCAGCACGGCGAUCAGCAACAACAGGAGCCGUUGACGGCAGCAGAGGAAGCUGUAGUGGCUGCUGCUGAGGAAGAGAGGCAAGAGCACGAGCGCGAGCACGAAUCGCAGCAACAGCAGGAUCACCAGCAUCAUGAGCAGGAACAGCAGCAACUGGAAGAACACCUCGAGCAGCCGCAGCUCCAGCAGGAGAACCAGGGGCAGGGGCAAGAGCAGCAUGGGGCCUCGGCGCCUGAGGGUGCUGUACGCAUGUCGGACUAG
Molecule: messenger RNA, 2547 nt
Organism: Pyricularia pennisetigena
Lineage: Eukaryota; Fungi; Ascomycota; Sordariomycetes; Magnaporthales; Pyriculariaceae
Exons: 4
Coding region: 1-2547 (848 amino acids)
Biological process (GO): mRNA 3'-end processing
Cellular component (GO): RNA polymerase II, holoenzyme
Molecular function (GO): RNA polymerase II complex binding
Source: RefSeq, a predicted model, not a curated record